Messenger RNA from Coregonus clupeaformis (lake whitefish), 2221 nucleotides. Its product is annotated as DENN domain-containing protein 11-like. The record is from RefSeq and is a predicted model, not a curated record. The transcript is spliced from 9 exons. Lineage: Eukaryota; Metazoa; Chordata; Actinopteri; Salmoniformes; Salmonidae. Gene Ontology annotation, cellular component: cytoplasm. Bases 174 to 1634 code for a protein of 486 amino acids.
UGCGCUGGCAGAAUACUCUUUCUUCAUCUGCGGAUGUGACACGCAUACAGAUAGCAAGAAAAUGGCAGGGGGUGGUGAAAAACAUAAUGGUCUGUUGAAACAGUACUGACUUUAUCUAGUACAAAUUAUUUUCUUCUUAGUUUCGCGUUGUUUACCUCCAUUUAGGAAGCACUAUGGUCGAGCAGUCGGAUCGCGCUCCACUGCUGGACUGGGAGGAGAUUUCACCAGCCGAACUGACCCAGGCGGUUCCCCCACCAGCAAAUGAAAAUGGAUCGGAAUCGAGUCCGCCAGACGGCUGUUCUCUUGGCAUCACCGCGCCUGGCAUAGGCUGGAGCACCAGAUCUGGGGGUCCAGCAACUGUAACAGCUGUUCCGAGUUUAAUCGGGAGCCCAAGCCCUGGCCACCCUGGCCCAUGGGAUGUUCCCAGUCCCAUCAAUGCCGACCCUGGAAUAUCUCUGAAAGUACGAGUGGGAUGGGAGGAAAAGGACCAAAUAGUGGCUGUGUUUGUGGUAACCUUUGACACAAGAUCCGGUAACAUGGUGGAAUGGUGCUUACCCCAAGAUGUGAAUCUUGACGGAGUGGAAUUCAAGUCAAUGGCCAGUGGCUCACACAGAAUCGCCAACGACUUCAUAUAUUUCCGUAAAGGCUGCUACUUUGGGCUGGCGUGUUUUGCUAACAUGCCUGUUGAGAGUGAGUUGGAGAGAGGGGCACGGAUGAAGUCUGUGGGUAUUCUGUCUCCCUCUUACACCCUCUUAUAUCGCUACAUGCACUUCCUGGAGAACCAAGUUAGACACCAGCUGCAGUGCCCUGGCUCGUACUCUCCUCUGGAGGCCUUCUAUGAGGAUAAAAAAGCUGUGCUGCACCCAGCAGGGAACGGACUGGUUACUGCUUGUCCAACCAGCUUCUGGGUCCCAGCCAUCAACCGCUGCAUGCACCCAGAGAUGAAGAUCACCCACCCGGCCGGCUGCAUGUCCCAGUUCAUCCGCUUCUUUGGGGAGCAGAUCAUGGUGCUGUGGAAGUUUGCCCUGCUCCGAAAACGCAUCCUCAUGUUUUCCCCACCGCCCGUCGGUGUGGUGUGCUACAGGGUGUACUGCUGUUGCUGCCUGUCCAACGUCUCUAUACCUGGGAUAGGUGUGUCUGUGCCUGAGUUCCGCCCCUUCUUCUACAUCAAUGUGGCAGACAUCGCUGCCCUUGCGACAGAGAUGUCAUAUGUGGCUUGCACCACAGAGAAGAUAUUUGAGGAGAAGAAGGAUCUGUAUGACGUAUACAUUGAUAACCAGAAUGUGAAGACACACAGAGAUAGUCUGCAGCCACUGCUCCGGCUGAACGGGGCAGACCGGGAGAAGUAUAGGAAACUGAGCGAACAGAGGCAAAUGCUACUUUACACUCAGGAGGUGGAUGCAGACUGCACAUCAAAUGAGGAGGACCUCUUUAUCCUGUUUUUCAUGGAGCAGAAUAACCGUAUCUUCCAGACUCUAUCAGAGGUGGAAGCGAGUGCGGACCACACCCUGACUGCAGAGCACGUGAGGGCCAUGGGCCUGGACCCCCAGGCAGACCGCACAUUCCUGGAAGAUCUGCUGGAGGUCUAUGGCAUUGAUGUUAUGCUGGUCAUCGAUAACCCCUGCUGUCCUUGAGCUCUGGCUGUGGCCUGUUCUCCCUUGGUCCUCUGAAGACACUGCCUCCUUCUCUUCCUCCCCUGGCGUCCUGCCCAGUCAAAGGCCUGCAGGUCUCUCUCUCGAUCUCUCGCCCGGCUCCGGGAUAUAGCUGUCUAUGGCCAGUGUUAACUCAGUGACAGCUCACCUGGUAAACUGGGCCACAAUGAUAGAUGAUAGAUACUGCCUGGACUCUGCAGUGCUGUCUGGCUACAGUCCGUUCUAAAUUCAACAACCACUUGUCUUGUUUUUCUGUUCACUUGGAAUCGGUUCUCUUCUCACCUGGAUCUGUUCUUGGAUCACCAGGCCUAGUCACUGGAGGUGGAGCCUUGUUUGUACUGCUCCCAAUACUAUGGAGCACUGCUGACCAACAGAACCAUGGAUCUAGUAUCCAGUGUGGAGCUGGAUAAUUAGUUGUUCCUCCCACUUCAUUAAAACUUCAUGGAAAUACAAUUCUGCCAUAGCACCAAGCACUUUUUCUUACACCUUUACAGAGGAUUCUGCCUAAUCAUGUACAGUACAUUCGGAAAGUAUUCAGACCCCUUCACUUUUUCCACAUUUUGUUACAU